AUGCCCAAAACUAUUGGUCCUAGGUUCCCUAUAGUCAUCACUUCUUAUGAGGUUGCUAUGAAUGAUGCUAGAAAAAGUCUGCGGCACUAUCCAUGGAAAUAUGUUGUGAUUGAUGAGGGCCACAGGUUGAAAAACCACCUAUGCAAAUUGCUGAGGGAACUAAGAUACAUGAAGAUGGAGAACAAACUUCUGCUAAUAGGAACACCUCUGCAAAAUAAUUUGUCUGAGCUUUGGUCACUGUUGAAUUUUAUUCUGCCUGACAUCUUUGCAUCACAUGCCGAAUUUGAAUCCUGGUUUGAUUUUUCUGAAAAGAACAAAAGCGAAGCAAGUAAGAAAGAAGGAGAAGAGAAAAGAAAAGCUCAAGUUGUUGCGAAACUUCAUAACAUACUACGACCUUUCAUCCUCCGAAGAAUGAAAUGUGAUGUUGAGCUCCUACUUCCGCGGAAAAAGGAGAUCAUUGUUUAUGCUACAAUGACAGAUCAUCAGAAAAAGUUCCAGGAUCAUCUUGUGAAUUGCACGUUGGAGGCACACCUUGGAGAGAAUGCUCUCCCAGGUACUUGCUGGAAAGGAAAGCUUAACAAUCUGGUUAUUCAACUUCGGAAGAACUGCAACCAUCCUGACCUUCUUGCGGGGCAAAUAGAUGGUUCAUAUUUCUACCCUCCUAUUGAAGAUAUUGUUGGACAGUGCGGUAAAUUUCGCUUACUGGAGAGAUUGCUUGUUCGGUUAUUUGCCAAAAGUCACAGAGUCCUAGUAUUCACCCAAUGGACAAAAUUUUUGGACAUUAUGGAUUACUACUUCAGUGAGAAGGGGUUUGAGGUUUGCAGAAUCGACGACAAUGUGAAACUGGAGGAAAGGAGACGACAGAUUGACGAAUUUAAUGAUGAGAAGAGCAACUGUAGAAUAUUUCUUCUCAGUACAAGAGCUGGAGGACUCGGAAUUAAUCUUACUGCUGCUGAUACAUGCAUCCUCUACGACAGCGAUUAUAACCCUCAAAUGGACUUGCAAGCCAUGGACAGAUGCCACAGAAUUGGUCAGACAAAACCUGUUCAUGUUUACAGGCUUGCGACGGCUCAGUCAAUAGAGGGCCGGGUUCUAAAACGAGCAUACAGUAAGCUUAAGCUGGAACACGUGGUUAUUGGAAAGGGGCAGUUUCAUCAAGAACGUGCCAAGUCUUCAACACCACUAGAGGAAGAUGAUAUACUGGCGUUGCUUAAGGACGAUGAAACUGUUGAAGAUAAAAUGAUACAAACGGAUAUAAGCGAGGAGGAUCUUGAUCGGUUGUUUGACAGGAGUGACCUGAUGAUUACUCCACCAGGAGAGACAAAAGCAGAAGCUGGUGAAGCUUUUCCAUUGAAGGGUCCAGGUUGGGAAGUAGUCCUGCUUAGUUCGGCUGGAGGGAUGCUGUCUUCCCUUAACAGUUAG
Molecule: messenger RNA, 1422 nt
Organism: Eruca vesicaria subsp. sativa (arugula)
Lineage: Eukaryota; Viridiplantae; Streptophyta; Magnoliopsida; Brassicales; Brassicaceae
Source: the annotation of a GenBank genome assembly